Molecule: messenger RNA, 2027 nt
Organism: Daphnia pulicaria
Lineage: Eukaryota; Metazoa; Arthropoda; Branchiopoda; Diplostraca; Daphniidae
Exons: 2
Coding region: 154-1593 (479 amino acids)
Source: RefSeq, a predicted model, not a curated record
CAGCCGCUUUCAACAGGAAUGUAAUCAAACGCUCUUGACUUGCCGAAUUCAACGGCUGCCGUGCAAAAGACAAGUGAACAAAGCUAUUCAACUAUUCUUCUAUUAUAUACCCAGUUGUUUUAUUAGCCCAGUAGAUAAUACACUCCCAUCAUCAUGUUGAUGAUUACAAAAGUGCUGGGUCUUUCGGUCCUACUGACGGCCGUCACUCUACAUGCCAAGCCCGUGUCCCGUCCGUCUCCGGGAUUCUCCUAUUUCAGCCGGAGCAACAAGUUGCUCUACAAUCACGAGAUGGUGCCCACGACGGCCAAACCGUGGCCAGGAUCAUCCGCUCAGAGGCAAAGCAAAUCGAUCGGCCCCUUGGGUAAAGAUCCAGCAGUUAUUGGCAAACCCAAAACGAGUCCCUACGGAAUGACCUUCUUCAAAGCCAAGCCCAAAAUCUUGUCUUUAUCCAUUGCCGAACGCGCUGAUAAUAAUAACAAAACAUCCGCCUCAUUAAUUUCAGCACCUGUUGCGGAAACUAAACCUGCCAAAUCGGGUCAUUACGAUCGAAAGAUUAGCCAUUUCAAAGGAUCGCAUCAUCACCACCACAGCCAAAAAGAACAUUCUGAAAUUGCAGUCGAUCAUUCCAACAAGAAAUUAUUAGAACCAUCAAUGAAAUCUGUCGGUAAUUCAACUGAGAAACAAUUGAAUGCAAACGAAACUUUGACGGAAAACCAAUCGGAGGAAGAAGGUCAAGGAGGUGAAGAUUCUUCUUCGUCGGAAGAAUCUUCGGAGGAAUCGUCGGAAGGAUCGGGUGAUUCCUCAUCGUCGUCGGAGGAAUCCUCUGAAGAAUCAUCGGAAGAAUCAUCGAAAGAAGAAGAAUCAUCCGGCGAUUCUUCCAUCGAAGGCGAAGAAGAAGAAGAAGAUGAGAAGAAGAAAGGAGAAUCGGGUAAGAAUAUUAAUAAGACGCCAGCCGGAACGGUGAUGGUCGACUCGGCGGAUGUCUUCCCAGAGAUGCAGCGCCUCCACAAGAAAUUCGGAAUCACCACCAAAGGAACUCAAUUGCUAUUCAUUUCUGGCCACCAGCACCAGGCGGAUGAGGCUAAAGAACAACCAACCACCAAUCAAACCACAUCCGGCGAUGCCACAAAAAAUAAAUCUUCCGUCAAAACGGCCACUGUGGCGUCAGCGGCGGUGGAAGUCACAACGAAAUCCGCAAUCGUCCAGGAGAAACCGAGCCGAGUGACGACAUUGGCCGGCACUCGACGCACCGACUGGUCGGCCAUCUCCAAAGUCAACAGUCAACCCAAGGCGACGCCCAGCAUCCCGUCCAGCAUCAGCCAACCGCGCAGUCCGCACUUGUUUUUUUCCGGAAUGAAUAAUAACAAAUCCGGAUCGAAUCCUGCUGCUGCCUCCGCUACUCCUCAUCGAUUUGCGGCCAAUAAAUCGAAAUCGUCAGUACCGCUGACGCCAGGUGGGACUCAAUUGGCCAAUUGGGACGACGACAAUUUCUUUCCAGCCGUGUCCAAGCCGCUCAAUCAGAAUUCCCUGCGAUUUUUUCGCUCAUCAGCGGCAGUGGCGACGGCCCGCACGGCCGUCAGCAGAACUGGUUGAAUAAUAAGACAAGGUCGACUUUCACCGAACCCCCGUUAUCAUCAUAUAUCCAGCAGCACCUAUACUACUACCUUCGUAUAUAAUAUCUAGGACAAAUUUGAUUCCCAUUGUGCGCCCAAUUGUUUUCCCUUUUUUUUAAAUUUCUGAGUAACAUUUGUACGAUGUAUAUUUAUAUGUGGAACUGCAGGUCAAUUUGCGUAAUCGGCAGUCCUGAAAUUUUCUUUAGACGACACCCAAAUCUCCACACACAUGACAUUCCCUGUAGUAGCACAUUUCCGUAAAAGACAAAAGUAUUAUUCGUGUUAUAAAUCGUAGUCGAGUGUCAAUUUCUAGAUGGUCGGUUAUGUCAAAAUAUAUAGGGAGUCCCAUUUUUGUGUGUAAUCAUCCCCCCUCCCCUUAAAAAAAGUUCAAAAAUAAACGGUCAAAUUUCGAAA